UGCCGUAUACUUAUACAUUAAGUCAAAGUGAACAAAAUGUCCUCUACCAUUUUGUAAAUAACUACAUAGAUUUUUAGAUAUUAAUUAAAAAAGAUCUGUGCAUUAUUGUGUACAAUCAUGUAUAACAAUUUUCUUUUAUUAAUAACUAAAAAUUCACGCGCGCGUAAUUAUUUGCAAAAUGAUAAAGGGAAUUUUUGUUAAAUUUGACCUAAUAGAAGCAUGUAACAACAUACAUCGCUACUAUUGAUUUACCAUAUCGCGCGUGAUUAUUCACUAAUCUUUCUUAUAAUUAAUAUCUUGACUAUUAUUGCGAAUAUCGCAAAACGAUAUAGGACUCUUAUGUUCACUUUAGCCCGUUCUAUAUUCCUACAAAAAAUUGCGGAGGAAAGUAUGGGAUACUUUGUAUUAAAGUGACUUUGAAUUUACGAAAAUAUGUGAGAGUGUGCACUGCAAAAAAAUACAGCGCAUUACAUAAGUAAUAAUUGCAAAAUUGCACAAUUAAUAGGUGGAAAUUUACUAAAAAUUAGCAAAUUUUCGCUAUUUGUUGCGUAAUUGUACACUUGUUAUUUAUGUAAAUUUACAUACUUUACACAGCGUGUUUCAAUAAAACAGAAAAUUAAAAUUAUACAUUCGAGCUUUUAUUUGCAGCAGCUCGAAUAUGGUGCAGUCUAAACGGGCUUUAAGGCACGUUAGUUAUGUCGCGACGGUGCUGACAACGCACGACGGCGACGACAGCGACGUUAGCGACUUGAAACCAAAGACUAUCUUAAAAAAUGACUCAACGCGAACGAAAUUCGUCGAGCGCAUUCAAUCGGCUUCUUCAGUUCGUCUUCUCGUCCCGAGCCAAGAGGUUCGUUUGUGUCUCGAUGAGCUCUCUUCACUUCGCACGCCGCAACACUCCGUCAUCGAUCGCGUCGAUGAUCGUGAUGAUUCCAGGCUCGCGCUUCGUUAUUGGCAACGAUCGGCUGACCAGUGACGCUGAGUGCGACGAUGAAAAUGCCGAUCCCGUGGUUUCCACGUCCGCAGGUGUCGUCUCUUCGUCGCCGUCCAGUCGGGAGAAGUCGCUUGCGCGAUCGAUCGGACAGGUUUCUAAAAGGAAACCAUUUGUCGCGACGACGGAUGGGGCGAGACAUGUUUGCGAGUAUUCGGAAAUAUGGGACAUCCUCCGGGAGAUAUCGUGUACCUUGGAUAUCAGACGGCCGGUUGUCGGCUCGGUAACCAGUUUGCAACUCAACUGUCACUCUCUGUUGUCACGGGCAACACCCACUAUCCGGACUAUCUACACCGGGAGUAUCGAUACAAAUCGAUAUCGAUCCUGUGCGAGAGCGCAGGCGCAACAAUAUCAAACAGGAAGUAUCACUUUUAUACCAACUAUUGUGUCCAAUAGAACAAUGAAAACUAAUAUUUUUUAAACACUUUGAAUAUCUUAUUAAGUAACUAAAUUAUUUAUGAGAAGUUAAUAUAUUGGUUUGGCUCAAUCCAAAUGUAAAAUGAAGAUCAGAAAGAAUAUUGAUAUAAUUUUGGAUAUCCCACUUAGCCUCACAGCACAUAAAUAUUGCCAUAAGGUUAUUAUAGCAACCUUAAAUUGUAAGAUGGUAACAUUACACGGAGGUUAAUAAACCUAUCACUAACCUUCUAAUAACAUGAAAAUGUUCGUCCAUGCUCAUUCCAUUAACAUUACAGAAACCUUAUACAGAACAUUAUAUUAAAGUUAAUAUAAUAUAUGUCUAGAA
Messenger RNA from Odontomachus brunneus, 1733 nucleotides. RefSeq lists its product as uncharacterized. Lineage: Eukaryota; Metazoa; Arthropoda; Insecta; Hymenoptera; Formicidae. The record is from RefSeq and is a predicted model, not a curated record. The coding region runs from base 774 to 1412 and encodes 212 amino acids. The transcript has 4 exons.